AUGGAUCUCUACACUACAUCCUUCACCCUUCCUCACUUCACUCUCCGCUCGCCCAUCUCUCCAUCGGAGCGAGCGGCUAGCUAUCCCCUCAGCUCGGCCGGAUCGUCUCCCAUCCCCCUUCUAAACGUCACUUCUACCCCAGCCACGCUGCACGAUGGUUCGAAUCCGGUAGACCUGGACUGGGAAGCUGUCCAGAAGCUAGCGGCGGACAUCACAGCUCGCGAAGGAUGCCUAGUCACCGUCACUCGCGAAUCAUCCCAAAAUCACCCCUCGGAUCUCCUUACCUCACCAAAAGACGCGGAGAGUACCCCCUCCUCGGCGGUCGUAUGGAACUUCCACUUCUCGGGAACAUACAAGGCCGUCGUGGCUGCCCGCGGGGCGAUCCUUCGCGAGUCACCUCGGGCGAAUCGGUUCGCCCUCAAGGUCCCAAGGGCGGUCAUACUGGAGUCGGCCCUUUCUGGAUCCAUGAAGGUCAAGAAUGAGGUCCAGAGGAGGCUGGAGGAGAUCGAAGUGGACACCCAGGCGAUUAUUACGGUAGACUUCCCAGAUCUGGGUAGGAAGGGAGCCAAGGGGAGUGCAGCAGCGAGCGCUACUGAGCCCGAGGAAAUGAAUGGGGUGAAUGGGAAGGGGCACAGCAGAUCUGGAGGAAGUGGUGGUAGUCUGGCGAGUGUGACGGGUAGCGCAAAUGAUCGCCCGGCGGAUGGUGAGAAGAAUGCUACGCAGGAGGGCGUGGAGGCGGAGCAGCAGGCUGGCUUGCCGAAGCAGGCCACAUAUGGUCUAGAGGCGGAACGGACGUGUGAGAUUGUCAUCUCUGGCAAGCUGGAGAGGGUGCAGCUGGCCAAGGUACGCAUACUGGUACUGCUGGACGAGUUACACGGCCUCCACGUCGAGCCUUGCGAGAUCGACUACAAGCUCCACGCCAUCAUCGCCGGCCGUCGCCGAGGCGUCAUACAGUCCAUCCAGGAGGAAACAGCCACGACCAUCUACUUCCCUGUCCCCCUCGUUGGCAUCCUCAAUCCGCCACAGCCCAGGCCUCACCCGGACCAUUCCGCCGGUUAUCGCUCGUACCAAUCCUUCCAGUCGCACAGCAUGUCCAAUCUCGGACCUGCGGGGCCGAGCGGCAUGAAUGGCCAUAGCAACGGAGGAGCCAUCGGGGCGGGCUCGAGCUGGACCGCCGGGCCGCACAUGCCUGGUCCAGUCGGUCACGGACAUUUCAACGGACAUGGGAACGGCCACCCUAAUGGGUAUCACCCGUCCAGCCACCAAUCACCGGUCUACAAUCCUCACCACCACGUUCAGCACCCAUAUCAAACCCCGCCACCAUACUUCCACCCCCGUCCGCCGAGGGGGGUGCCGCAUGGCCAGCACCCUCACCCUCCCUUUCAUAAGCCCCAGCAUCAGCAACAUAUGAACGGGAUGCACGGACCGCCGGUACACAUGCAGCACACCGGCGUUUCGAGCAUGUCGAGCUUCGGCACGCCAGGGCCUAAUCAGGCGCCUCGGCACAUACCCACGGAUCAACAGCAGCCAAAUCGACAACCUCACUACCGGCCAAAUCAGUACCAGCAUCCACCCGGUCAUCACCCGUUCCAACAUCAAACUCAUCAUAUGCACCAGCCGCACGGUAUGAAUGGUAUGGGCCAUGCGAAUGGUCCACAAGGGCCGAAUAUGGGCACAGGGGUGCCUGCCUAUGGUCAGGGACCACAUCCUGGUCUGGCUGUUCAUAAUGGAGAGCAGGGAUCGAUGGGUAAGGCGAACCAGAUCUGGAUCACGGGCGAGUUCUUUGGGGUACAGCGGGCGAGGGACAUGCUGCUCAACAUCGCGAUGCAGAAGAGCAAACUCGUCAUUUCUCGGGACACCGCCAUCCUACCCCGAAAGCUCGAUUGGCUCCUCACCGAACGCCUCGAAGAAGUCAAGAUCAUCAUGUCGGACAAUGCGACGUAUAUGCAGGUCCCAUCGGUCGGAUCGCAGGCAAGCUUGAUCACUGUCUUUGGGGAUCAUCGGACCGGUAUCGAACGUACAAUAAGGACCUUGAUGGCUAUGUCGUGCGAAUUCUACGUCGCCUCGGUCUGGCUCCUCCCUCUCGCAUAUGAUGUUCUCGUGCCCCAGUCCACCAUCAACCCCGCCCAGAUACAACCGGUGAUUAAGCGGAUAUCGCAUGCUACGGGCGCAGAAGUGGUCUUCAAGAGCAACUGCUUUGAGAUGCACGGGUCGGAGGCGGAAGUACGAGCAGCGGUGCUCAUGGUCCUGGAUCUGGACAUCAUAAACGGCUUCCACCACGAGAUCCGAUUCCAGAUCGAGCUGGCAAACGAGCACCGCGACUUCAUCUCGGGCAAAAAGAAUGGCAAGAUCAACAAGAUCAUGAAGCUCGCCAACGUCCGCAUCAAAUUCGAGACGCUGAACGACUACAACUUUCUUAUCGAUAUCGCCGGUCUCGGCGGCAAUGCUCUCAAAGGCCUCACGCUCCUCCAGGAGGAGCUUCCGGCCGAUAUCUCGUUCCACGUCCCGGAGAACUACCAUAAGCGCAUCAUCGGCGUAAUGGGCCGGAACAUCCAGCGGAUCAUGAAGAUCUACGGGGUGUAUGUCAAGUUUGCGAAUGACGAGGAGUUGGAGGCGCUGGGAGGGUAUGCGGAUAAUGAGGAUAAUGUGGUUGCGAGGACGCCGGCGAAGAAUGCUGUCAAUCUGGAGAGUCUGAAGCGGAGUAUCAUGGAGCUCGAUAGAGACUAUCUCACCGAGAGCAUCCCCGUUCCCCGCCACUACCACCGUACUCUGCUCGGCGAAAAGAGCAUCUUCAUUCACGAUAUCGAACGCAAGACCAACUCGAGGUUCCGCUUUACCUAUCCGGAAAGUGCAAGCGAUCGGCUCGUCAUAUUUGGUCCGGAGUCUCAGGUGCUGAUCGCUGCUGCUAUGCUUCUGGAACAUGUCCCUUUUGAAGCCAGCCUGCACGUAUUGGCCAGCCACGACCUCACCGCCCUUGUCACCUCUCCCGACUUCGUCGUCUUCACCGAGACCAUCAAGCGGGACCAUCAGAUCGCCAUCACGCCUUCAGCCAACUUUGGGGAGGCGGACGAGGCGGUCUUCUCUUUCAGGUGCCAGCGGAGUCCUAUGGAGGCGAUGGGCGUCGCUAGGGAGGCGCUGGAGAAGUACCUAGAGGAGCACAAAAUCCAGAUAUACCCCGAAGAUAUGCCAAGCCGGGUCGACACAUUCGCGGAUGCGUACUCGCAUUUCAACCAAAGACUUAUCGACAGGCGCGCGCAGGCUGCAGCGGAGCUGGCGGCCGAGCAAGAGCUCAAGAUCGCCCCUCUUGUCCGGGCUCGGCCUAUCCCUGCCGACGUCAAAGCCAUCUUUGAUGCUCCUUCGACAAAUACCCUGGACGGCAUUCGACCCGUCGAGGAUGGUGAGAGGGGCUUUGCCGGUCCGCUCAGCUACCACGAUCCCCGUCGAGGCACAGAGAUCUGGCAGUCGCCCAAGCCGGUCCGGUCGGAGAGCAUGAGCACCGAGUCUCGCUCCAAGCGCGGGUCUGACCCGCUCAUCCCGGAGAAGCUGCGACAAGCUACGCUCGGCCCCGGUGUCCCGCUCGGCCCGGCACCGGGUCAAGGGAACGGGCAUGCCCACCCUCGAGGUGCGGCAGCCCGGACACAAUCGCUCGACAUCACCUCGCUGAACUUUUCGCGUACCCUUUCGUCCGGUGCCGGCGGAUUCGGAGUACUCCCUCUCAGCCCGGCAGCGAUACUCGCGAACAGCCCAAAUACUGCCAGCGGACAGUACUUUCCCUCCACGACGAGUGGCGGGCUGGGUUUGAUGGGGACAAAGAGUUUCCCUUACGAGUCUCCAGGGCUGGACGGAAUCACUAGCGGUGAGUAUGGUUGUCUGCCCAGAAUAAGCAGAGCUGAUGCAGCAGCGAUUGGAAACGUUCAUGUCUGA
Dioszegia hungarica is the source of this 3924-nucleotide messenger RNA. RefSeq names its product putative cytoplasm protein. Gene Ontology annotation, biological process: nuclear division. Gene Ontology annotation, cellular component: nucleus; cytoplasm. Gene Ontology annotation, molecular function: mRNA binding. The record is from RefSeq and is a predicted model, not a curated record. Bases 1 to 3924 code for a protein of 1307 amino acids. The transcript has 12 exons. Lineage: Eukaryota; Fungi; Basidiomycota; Tremellomycetes; Tremellales; Bulleribasidiaceae.